Iphiclides podalirius (scarce swallowtail) is the source of this 2028-nucleotide messenger RNA. The record is from the annotation of a GenBank genome assembly. NCBI's taxonomy places the organism in Eukaryota, Metazoa, Arthropoda, Insecta, Lepidoptera, Papilionidae.
AUGUUCUCACACGUCGGCCGAUACACAUCUGAUUCAUUACCGCGCUCUAUGCCCCGCUCCGUGUUGUCUAUGCGAGGCGGACACAGGCAUCCCGCGGCUUCUACGCACGUCAACGGCCGCGCAAUGGCGGGGCGGGGCCGGGGGCGGGCCGAGAGCGGCGCCGGCGGCCACCGCCCGCCGAGCGACGAGCGCCGAGGGCACGCAUCUCGGGCACUCGGCAUUCGCGCGACACCGCCGCACCGCGCGCUCGUCUCCGCACACUCAGCCCGCUCAUUCCGCGCCCGCGAGCCGACCGCGACGCACGUCCGCGACCACCGCACCGUUGCCACCCGCUCCGCUAUCGGGCCCAGUGCUGUGCAGUGCCAUCGGAACUAUCGAAGCGCGCCACCGUGCGAUGCCAACGCCUGGCUCCGCUGCCGAGGCGAUCUGAGCGAAAGGGUUGUAGCGCGGAGGGCGGCGCGAGGCCGCGCACGCGCCCGCUGCCGUGCCGAGUCCGCACACCGGUCGACGCCGGCCCGCGCGAUGGACGACAAGACGACCGCCGCCGAGGAGCACUACAGCCUGCGCUGGAACAACCACCAGGCCCACCUGCUGCGCUCCUUCGAGGCGCUGCUGCACGCCGAGACGCUAGUGGACGUGACCCUGGUGUGCGCCGAGAGGCGGGUGCGCGCCCACAAGGUGCUGCUGGGCGCGUGCAGCCCGCUGUUCCGCAGGAUCUUCAGCGAGAACCCGUGCAAGCACCCCGUGAUAGUGCUGAAAGACUUCCAGGGAUGGGAGGUGCAAGCGGUUGUGGACUUUAUGUACCGCGGGGAGGUGUCCGUGGCGCAGGAGCAGCUGGGCACCGUGAUAAGGGCGGGGGAGUCGCUGCAGGUGCGCGGGCUGGCCGACCAGGAGGGGGAGAGGACGCGCUCGCCGCCGCCAACGCCGCCGCAGAGGAGCCCAGCGCGGGCGACGCCGGCGCCCUCGCCGCCAGCCAGCCCGGCGAGCCCGCAGCCGCGCCGCAAGCAAGCGCGGCCCCGCCGCCGCUCGGGGGAGUCAGAUACGCCUGAGAACCUCUCGAUGCGCCGCUCGCCCAGCGGCCUCAAGGCGGUGCGCCUCGCCAGGCCCCGCUCCCCGUCGAGCCACAAGCAGGAGCCCGAGGAAGUGGAAGCCGAGGUGCCCCCGCCGCCCAGGAUGUUCCAGCCGCACCAGGACAUGUUCCCGCCAGUGCCGCCGGCCGCCGUCUCGGCCCUCUCACUCACGCCGCCUCACAUGUUCGGAAUCGAUUCACCGUUGGGCCUCUUCCCGCCCGGAAUGGAGCACAAGAUGUACCCGCUGAUGGACGUGGAACAUCGUGCGCCUCCGCUCGACGCUCAGCUGUUCACCAACGUCAAGAAGAAAUGGCGACCGAAAGGGCAGCACAGCGCGCCCCGCGGCGGGCCACCCCGUUCCUGGACGAACGCCGAACUAACAGAAGCGCUGCAACACGUGUGGAACAAGAAGAUGACAACCAGCCAGGCGUCGAGGAUCUUCGGCAUACCGUACAACUCCCUGCUGAUGUACGUCCGCGGCAAAUACGGCAAGAGCCUGAAACUCGAGCAGCUGCGCAAGGACUGCAUCGGCGGCCCGUUGGACGUGCUCAACCUGAACACGGGCAACAACAACAACAACCACCCGACGAGCAAGCACCACGACAAGGACGAACAGCACCAGAGCACGGGGCAGCGGCCGGCGAGCUCCGAGCCCGACAUCGCCUCCAAUCCGAUGUUCAACCCGUUCCAGCAAGGGUUCUACCCGGAGUUCCCUCACGGGUUCCCGAUGCCGCUCAACAUGCUCCAUCUGCUGCCGCCGAACGACAAGGCCCGGGACCUCUACCAGUCGAUGCCGAUGGCCCUGGACUCACUCUCGGGCGUCACAAAGGAGGAGGACUGCAAAAGCGACCGUUCGAAAGAGAACUCCGCCGACGAGGAGGGGGACACAUACCGCGCGCCGUCCCACCCCCCGCAUCCGCCCGACAACCGCACACUGCUGCACCACAACGGGCAAGAU